Messenger RNA from Tyto alba (common barn owl), 4092 nucleotides. RefSeq names its product solute carrier family 18 member A1 (gene SLC18A1). Gene Ontology annotation, cellular component: synaptic vesicle membrane; terminal bouton. Bases 810 to 2384 code for a protein of 524 amino acids. The transcript is spliced from 16 exons. Gene Ontology annotation, biological process: aminergic neurotransmitter loading into synaptic vesicle; xenobiotic transport; transmembrane transport. The record is from RefSeq and is a predicted model, not a curated record. NCBI's taxonomy places the organism in Eukaryota, Metazoa, Chordata, Aves, Strigiformes, Tytonidae. Gene Ontology annotation, molecular function: xenobiotic transmembrane transporter activity; serotonin:sodium:chloride symporter activity.
CUCCCAGCCGCCACCUUUUUGGCCGGGUAUCCCGCAGAAGCCUCUCCCGGGGAUGAGGAGGGAGCCCUCUUUCAUCAAACCGUGCUCCCCGAGUUUUGGAGGGAACCAAAAAUCCCCGGGGCGCUGCAGGUCUCGCUGGUGAAACGUGCCUGGUUUUGCUCCGGGGUGUGUAACAGGGAGUCACAGCUGGAAGGAGGGCAGCCGGACCAAGGACAGGCAGCGCUUGGCAGCAAGAGAACAGCCAUCGGUCCCUGGAGAGUAGCCCAAGUCCGAGACUAUUAUGUAUUCCAUAAAUGCAUUUCCCAGGGCCAUUUAACGAUGUCAGCCUUGCCUCCCAGUGAGGAAUCUGCUCGCUGCCCCUCGCAAGCACCCGCCGACGGGGCAAAGCAGGCUCCCCCCAGGGAGCAGGGCUGCAGCUUCGGUGUGCUCAGACCCAGGCAAGAGUUAAGGUGCUCGGAGAGAGAUAAGCGUUGAUGGAAACCUGGAGAGCGGGUGCCUCUGCUGCAGAUAAACACUCCUCCCAGUCCCCCUCAGCCCACCCCGCCGUCCUGCUCUGACGCAGAGGGAGCUGCAGGGCUGAAUGAAACUUGUUUGAGGUUCCAAUUAAAUCUCCAUGGAAGAGGGACACUCAUAUCCUCUUCUGAUAAAAGGUAAUUAUAAAUCCUCCCGGAGCAGCGCCUGCAGACCACACCAACUCCCGCAGCAGCAGCCGGCAACUCGCACCAAGAUGGGCUCCAGGAUCACAGGAGACCUUCAGCCCUGAAGACCGGGAGCCAGCAGGACCUGGGCUGGGCUCCGGGCUCUCGGCCAUGGCCCCGGGUGCCGACGGCGUGCCCUGGCGCUGGCUGGCAGCGGGCAGGACGUCGCGGAGGCUGGUGCUGGUGGUGGUUUUCGUCGCGCUGCUGCUGGACAACAUGCUGCUGACGGUCGUGGUACCGAUCAUCCCCACCUUCCUUUACGCAACAGAGUACGAAGGCGCCAACAGCUCUGUUGCCCCAGCCUGGACUGAGCCAGCUCCUCCAUCCUUGAAGGCUCCUCCUUUCUCCUCCAUGUUCUCCUACUUUGACAACACCACGGUGACUGCCUCGGGCUCCGGGAGUGCUGUGGACUUGGCGAACGGGAUGGAGAGCACCCGCCCGCCGCGGCCCCCCGCCGGCAGCCCCCCGCCGCCGAGCGGCUGCCCGGAGGGCGAGGAGUUCCUCGCCAAGGAAAACGUCCGCGUGGGGCUGUUGUUUGCCUCCAAGGCUCUCGUACAGCUGGUGGUCAACCCAUCCGUGGGUCUCCUGACCAACAGGAUAGGAUACCACAUCCCCAUGUUCAUUGGAUUUAUCAUCAUGUUCAUCUCCACAGUCAUGUUUGCUUUCUCAGGCACCUACACCUUGCUGUUCAUCGCCCGAGCCCUCCAAGGCGUUGGCUCAUCGUUCUCAUCGGUCGCAGGCUUGGGCAUGCUGGCCAGCGUGUACCCAGACGACUUCGAGAGGGGCAACGCGAUGGGCAUCGCUCUUGGAGGCUUGGCCUUGGGUGUGCUGAUCGGGGCCCCCUUCGGGAGCGUGAUGUAUGAAUUCGUGGGGAAAUCAUCUCCAUUCCUGGUCCUGGCGUUCCUUGCCCUCUUGGAUGGAGCUUUGCAGCUCUGCAUACUGCAGCCCUCCAAGAUCUCCCCCGAGAGCACCAGAGGCACGCCGGUGCUCACCCUCCUGCGAGACCCCUACAUCCUGGUCGCUGCAGGAGCCCUCUGCUUCUCCAACAUGGGGGUGGCCAUGCUCGAGCCCACCUUGCCCAUCUGGAUGAUGCAAACCAUGUGCGCCCCGAAGUGGCAGCUAGGGAUGGCGUUCCUCCCUGCCAGUAUAUCCUACCUCAUCGGCACCAAUCUCUUUGGGAUUCUGGCUAACAAAAUGGGCCGGUGGCUGUGCUCCCUGAUCGGCACGGCCGUGGUGGGAAUUAGUCUCCUUUGUGUACCCCUGGCCAAAAAUAUUUACGGGCUGAUUGGCCCAAACGGUGGCCUUGGCUUUGCCAUAGGAAUGGUGGACUCCUCAGUGAUGCCCCUCAUGGGUUACCUCGUGGACCUCCGCCACACCUCCGUCUACGGCAACGUCUAUGCCAUCGCCGACGUCGCCUUCUGCAUGGGCUUCGCGAUCGGUCCAUCCACAGGCGGUGCGAUUGUACGAGCUAUUGGGUUCCCCUGGCUGAUGAUCAUCAUUGGGGUUAUCAAUAUCACUUACGCUCCUCUGUGUUGGCUCCUGCGCAACCCUCCCGCUAAAGAGGAGAAGAUUGCAAUCUUAAACCAGGAAUGCCCCAUGCAAACCAAAAGCUACAGCACUCAGAAAACCCUGCGCGACUUCCCCCUCACAGAUGACAGUGAUGUGGAGGCAGAAGAUGUGGAAUAGCAAGCGCAAGGAUGCGUGCCCUGUUUUGAAGCUCAUAUGAUUACAGACCACGGACGUAUCAGCACCCACGAAUAACCCAGCCAACCCCAAGAGUUGUGGAUGCAGGAUGGACACAGGCUGACCUGUUCUCUCAGCUAUGCAAUCCACAGCGGGGAGCAGAGACCCCGGAUUUGGAGGCUCUAUCUGUUUAGUUCAGCCACUCACUUGCUGUGUGACUUCUAGGCAAGUUACCCAAACUCAUUACAACUCAUCUGUAAGAAAAAGUUACCAAGAUGAGGAGAAUCGUAUCAACCCGUCCUGCAGAACAAUGUUGUCCUGGGCGCAGCCUCCCCGUGCAGUGGGGGAUAAUAUCAACAUCUCUCCCAGAUGAGUCCAGUGGCGUUUGUUAAUGUCUUUAAAGCGCUUACUGUUCUUGAAAGAAAAGCACUGGAGAAAACGAAAAUUGAAUCAGCGGCAGCAGCUUUGAGAGAUUUCUGUCUCCAGAACUGUGCUAUAAUCCCCAGCAUGAAAACUUUCUGUAACACCAGGGCACUAUGCAUCUGUGUCACUGCCAGGCCGUCAAUAAAGAUGUCACUGUGCUGCUAACGCGCUCCGCGCUCCUCGGGAGACAGUUAAAAACCCCGCUCAUUGCUGUCUCGGUAUGGCUUUGUGUGCUGUGCUAUCUAUGUGCUACUCAUGGCUGCUUGGGUGUGCACUUAUGUGCUACUUAUGGCUGUCCCAUCCAUUAAAAUAAUUCCUUUAUUUGAAGAACUCUAAGAAAUUCAGACAGAAAUUAGGCUGAAGGCAGUUUUAGAGUCUUAGACACAAACUCAGCCAACAAAGGCAGUUAGAUCCCUUGUGAUUCUAAGUGGCUAGCAGAGCAUUUUUAAAAUCCCUGCCCCUCAGCUGAGAUGGGGUAAUGAGCUAUGUUUGUGAUCCUAACCCAGCGCAAUGAGAAGUACAAUAGAUUGGUUUAAUUGCCCUUUUGUAAUUUCCUGGCCGCAAGUUUAGAAAGAGAGCAGCUGCACUGUUAACAAUAAUUGUUGAGUAUAAUGGUCUGUAAAAGUACGUUACAAUUAAGUAAGAGAGAGAGCGUGAGGUACUAAAUUAAUUUUGAACGUAUCAGAGAAAUUCCGUGAUCUCAUUUUUUCCAACGAAACCUCAAAAUUACAACUUCUCUGGUUCCACUGUUGGCAGUUUAUAUAAACUCAUUUCUGUCUUGAAUGAGCAGUUGUGUAACGCACAGCCAUUUCACUUGCCAGAAAGAACAGAUGAUUCACUGCUCUGGAGCCUGAGCAGCACAAUGCAGAUGCGUUUGCCAGCAGGGAAACAGGAGGAUAGUAACAAUUCAUCAAGAUUUGGUACCUUAUGACUCAUUACCAAAGGUCAUAAAUGGCUAUUGUCAGGCAAUCCCACAUCCACAGCAGGCCCAUUGCCCCUCGCUUUGCACAUACAAGAUGAAAUUAUAUUUCUUAGGCUGACUGGAAAUGACUAAUGUUAAGCCUGCUCUCAAAAACUGGUUAUUUUUAUCUUCCACCUGUUUCCCUGCUUUGCCAAGAAUAAAAGGAAAAAUGCGUUGGCUUCUUGUGAUGGAAGGGAAAAAUGUGAGCCCUUCUAUUCGGGGAUGUAUCCGUACCUCCCCAGGCUGUGCCGUGUUGAGUGGCUCUUUCCCCCGGCACUGGCAGCUCAAGGCUUCUUAAUUAAUAAAUUAGUUGCAGCGCCAAUGAGA